Molecule: messenger RNA, 663 nt
Organism: Tachysurus vachellii
Lineage: Eukaryota; Metazoa; Chordata; Actinopteri; Siluriformes; Bagridae
Product: doublesex- and mab-3-related transcription factor DM-W-like
Exons: 2
Coding region: 1-663 (220 amino acids)
Biological process (GO): regulation of transcription by RNA polymerase II; sex differentiation
Cellular component (GO): nucleus
Molecular function (GO): DNA-binding transcription factor activity, RNA polymerase II-specific; RNA polymerase II cis-regulatory region sequence-specific DNA binding
Source: RefSeq, a predicted model, not a curated record
AUGGAAACCGUCUCCAGGCAGAAAGUCUCGCGGAGCCUCAAGUGCGCGCGCUGCCGCAAUCACGGCUUCAUGGUGGCGCUGAAGGGUCACGUGGGCCAGUGCCGGUUCUCACGGUGCGGCUGCUGGAAGUGCGCGCUCAUCGCCGAGCGCACGAGGAUCAUGGCGAGGCAGAGGGUGAUGAAGAAGCGUCAGCGCGAGGAGCAGGAGAGAACCGGGCACGGUGACCCGGCAUCGGGUGUCAGAGGGCGCGUCACCAAGAGCCCGGUGCGCGCCACGCACACGGAGGAUAACACGUGCACCGAGCUCGAGCCACCGGCACUAACGGAGAGCGGCGCGUGCGCUCCGACUCCCAAUCCGGAGAUCGCGCAAAAGUCCUCCGAUCACUGCAAAGGGAGUCAUGAUAGGGCCGUGUUUACAGACCUGCCCCAUUUUCCGUGGGAGAACUCCGUAGCAGAAAUACCCCAGAACACUGUUUACUCAGGUGAUCUGCCCAUGAUGAUGCCCCUCCACCUGCACACUCACUACACCAACACUUUCACACCUCCGGCGUUCCUGGUCAGCUUCGGAACGUCUCCACUCGGAGCCAUCGGCCUUCCUCACGUCCCCCCGGCUGCACUGAUGGAGUCCAGACCGGUGAGGAGACUUUUCAUCAGUUUACACUAA